CUUCUUCUCCUUAGUUGUAAAAGACAACAAUGGAGUUGGGUUUCUUCCUAGAUUUUCUUUAAAUUUUGCCACCCUUACUUCUUUCUUUCAAACCAUCGUUAGUGUUAUUGAAAAAUUUGGGGUUUUCACAUCAAAUACAAGAUCAUUGCUGAUGGAUUGAUGGGCCCCUUUUGGUGUGGGUUUACCAGAUAGAGAGUUGAUUAAAAGUUUUCAAGAAAAGAUCAUGGCUGAAAUGAAGGCUAAACUCAAUUGGCCCGAAGAGGAGGAUGGAGAAUUGGAUUCCGAUUAUGAUUGGGAUUGUUCAAGUGUGUCGGGUCUCAGAAAACUUAUGACAGACGGCUUACAUUCAUGUUUUGGUAACGCUGUAAAGAAAAUUGUUGAAAAUGGGUACCCCGAGCAGGUUGCUGAGUUCGUGGUUUUAAAAUCGGGUCCUUUCUUUGGUUCCAAAGACAUGGUGUCUGUGAUUGUGGAUCGUGCUUUAAAUAGUCUCCGAACCAAGGGCUGUCAUGAUUCAAAGUUUUAUAUAUUUGAAGAAUUACACACCUUGGUGGAGUUCAUGAUAUUGGAGAUGGUAACUAUGCUUCGAGAAGUUAAGCCAUUUCUAUCUGUUCGUGAGGCAUUGUGGACUCUUUUGAUCUGUGAUCUGAAUGUAAUUCAUGCGAGUGAGGCUGAAUUGGAUCCAAUGAAGUUUUUCAUAGAUAGUGUGAAGGCUGCUCAUGAAAUCGAAACCUCAUCUGAUUCAGAGUCUCAAAAUCAAGAAAUUUUAGCCUCGAAUGUCGAGAAACAAGAUAUGGUCGUCAAAUCUUUGAAGAGCAGUCCUAAAAGUUCAAAAUCCGGGAAAAGAAUUGAAGACAAAUGUCCAAGUUGUAGAAAAUGGUGCUCGGGGAAUAGUCACAAAAAAGACGCGGUUCGAGAGAAGAUGUUCCGUUUUGAAAAGCCUUAUAAGGGAAGAAUGUCGAAGAAGGCCCUAAAGGAAAAACUUGCAGCCUGGGGUGAUUUGGUUUCCGACAAGAAACACCCGUCUUGCGAAUCUUCUUCUGGAACCAAGAAAACCCCGACUUUGGCUUUGAAAGAAACCGAAGAAACUGCAAAAGCUACACCAAAGCCUGAACCAGUAGCCCCAGUGGCUGCACCAGAACCGACUAAAACUGUGCAACACUAUUUGGCGAGUAUCCCAUAUGAUGAAUCAAAGGGUGAACAUGUUCCUAGAGAUGUUAAGGAUAAAAUUCUGUUGGCUGCAGUUGAUCAAGUUCUAGCGCUGCAUAAAGAACUUCGAGACUGGGAUGAUUGGGCCAAUUUGAAGGUUAUGCAGGUAGCCAAACGGCUUAGCCAAGAUCGGGCGGAGCUUAAUAAGUUGAGGGCAGAAAAGGAAGAAGCUGAGAAGAUGAUGAAAGAUAAGCAGGUUGCGGAGGAGAAUAACAUGAGAAAGCUAUCGGAAAUGACUACUGCUCUGAAUAACGCCAAUUACCAGAUUGAGAUGGCAAGUUCAGCUGUCGUAAGGCUCAAGUCUGAAAAAAUCAUCCUAAAGAAGGAGAUGGAAGCAGCAAGAAUUCGAAGCUCGAUUGAAGCUAAAAGAUUGGAGGCGGCUUUGCAGAAAGAGCAGGAAGCUUAUAAGAAGUCUCAGUCUUUUGGGACCGAAAAGAGCUUAUUGGAGGAAGAACUUAAAGCACUAAAACAUGAGGUGGUUCCAAUUCAACGGAGCGCAGAGAAAGCUAAAGAUCUUCUUUCACAGACCCAGAUUCGAUUAGCAAAUGAGGAAAAGGAGACUGCUAAAGUUGUUUUGAAAUACGAAUCGUUGAAGAGGGAAAGAGAACUUAUCGAAGAAAUGGCGAAAUCCGAGGAGGAAAUGGUUGUAGAAAAGGCAGAAAAGAAGCUCCAAAAGUUUGAGAACGAAAUGAAGAGAAUCCAAUAUGAGAUAUCUGCAAUGAAGCUAGAGCAAGAAACCAAGAAAAUUGCAGCAAUGCGAACGGGAAUGAACUGGCCGGUUUUUGAAGGGUCUAAAAGCUCAGAAAUCUUGAGAAACAACAAUAAAAAUGGAAAUUUGAGGCAGAAGAAGGACAGGGAAUGUGUGAUGUGUUUAACAGAAGAGAUGACAGUGGUUCUUGUUCCUUGUGGGCAUCAAGUUCUUUGUGCUGAUUGCAAUGUGAUCCAUGAACAGAAUGGAAUGAAGGAUUGCCCUUCUUGCAGGACUCCAAUUCAGAAAAGGAUCAAUGCCCGUUUCGCCAAAUCUUAAAGAAUUCCGUUUCCGAUUUCUGAUUCCUGGUUUCGGAGGUUUGAUGAUUCCGUUUUUCGUGUCGGUUUGUUGUUGUUGUUGUUGGAUUUGGGGGGGCAAAUAGUAUGUUUGAGUUAGUUUUUAUUUUGAAUGCAAAGAAUAAUGGCAGUUAGCAUAUUUGAGAUUAAAGAAACAGAUGGGGUUUAGGGUAUAGUGAAGGUGGUCAAGUAGUGGUCUCUUUGGAUAGUCAACAAUAAAAUGUAA
Molecule: messenger RNA, 2476 nt
Organism: Cynara cardunculus var. scolymus (artichoke)
Lineage: Eukaryota; Viridiplantae; Streptophyta; Magnoliopsida; Asterales; Asteraceae
Product: putative E3 ubiquitin-protein ligase RF298
Exons: 4
Coding region: 224-2233 (669 amino acids)
Source: RefSeq, a predicted model, not a curated record